Messenger RNA from Osmia bicornis bicornis, 2173 nucleotides. It is a transcript of the gene Srp68, whose product is annotated as signal recognition particle subunit SRP68. Lineage: Eukaryota; Metazoa; Arthropoda; Insecta; Hymenoptera; Megachilidae. Gene Ontology annotation, biological process: SRP-dependent cotranslational protein targeting to membrane. Gene Ontology annotation, molecular function: endoplasmic reticulum signal sequence receptor activity; signal recognition particle binding; 7S RNA binding. The record is from RefSeq and is a predicted model, not a curated record. Gene Ontology annotation, cellular component: signal recognition particle, endoplasmic reticulum targeting.
UGAUGUUUAAUAAAUGUACUCCGUUCAUUUUAAUUUAUUAUUAUCAAAUAGAAAAAUACAAACAGUAUGUAUGGGUACUUAAGGGUUAUUUUGUGACUUCUAAUUACAACAAAGGAAUACAUUAGGAAAGAGUUAAUAAAUAUAGGGCAAAGAUAAAUGGAUAUAUUUGAAGUAGCCGCCAUACGUCUACUUGCUGGAACGUGAAUCGCGCCAUCAUAUUAUUUUGUAAUUGAGGAGGACAUAGCAGAAAAUUUGAUGAAAAUUGGAUACGUGGUUGAGGUACAAUGGUUAUCGAGGAGAAAAGUUACGAAUCAUUAAAAGAAAAUCAAGUAAACGAUGACGCGGUAUCGAAGGAACAAAAGACAUACUCCUUGGAAAUUUUAAAAAUAAUAAAAGAAGCUCAACAACAACAUGGGUUAAGACAUGGUGAUUACCAACGGUAUCGUGGUUACUGCUCCAGAAGGCUCAGACGCCUAAGGAAAGUAUUAAAAGUUCCACAAGGAGACAGACGGCAUUUCAAGAGGAAAGACAUAACAUCUAUAAUGGUUACUGAUGAUAAAUUUCUACAAGUUCCUUUGAUGAUGGCAGAGAGAGCUUGGAGUUAUGCCAUGCAACUACGUCAGGAAUCUAACACAGAACCAAGAAAAAAGUUUCAUUUGAUAUCCAGGUUGAGAAAAGCUGCUACAUAUUCUUUACAGUUACAAGAGUUAAUAGAGAAUAUCAAUUGCGAUGCAAGAACAAAGCUAGAAGCUCAAGCUUACACAGCUUGGAUACACGGUUCCCUACACUUUGAAUUACAACUAUGGAAGAAAGCUAUGGAGAAUUUGAAAAAGGCUCAGGUAGUGUAUGGAAAGCUGGCUUCCGCGCUACCGGAAUCCGAACAAGUAAUGUACAACGCGCGUGUUGAGGAACUCAAUCCUAGCCUUAGAUACUGUGCCUAUAAUAUUGGAGAUACCACUGCCAUAGACGAUCUGAUGCAAAUGAGAGGUCAACUGAGUGGAGAGUUACUAGCUAGUUUAGAUUCGCUUAUAGCACAAACACGAGAGAAGCAAACAAGCGCGAGGAAGUAAACAUGGCGUGGAAAAUCGUGCGGUGUAGUCCCAUCAAGAGCGGCGGGUCUUUUAAUUGCCGAUUCUAGAUUAAAUCAAACGUUGGAGAAAGCAGCUAACGAAUCAAACUAAGAUGAUCUGCUGGAAGCGCACUUGAUAGACUGUAAAGAUGCGAUUUCAGCUGUACGAGAUCACUUCAAGAAUGAAUUGAAGAGCAAAGAUAACGAUAAACUAUCACCAUCACAGCAUUUAAUUACUUACUUACAAUAUAUCAGAUUAUCCCGUACUUUAGAGAGAAAUUUGGCUUUGAUAAAAGUAGCUGAAGAAUCUGCAAAAGCAAAACCACAAGAUAUCGUACGAUUGUACGAAGCGACUCUUCACAAUCUUGUAGAAAUAUCACAGUUACAAGAGGACGAGGAAUUUCUGCGUGAACAGGAAGCUAAGACCAGAGGUUACAGAGCCUUUAGAUGUUACUACAUGGCGCAAUCUUUGGCGAAUCUUCAUCGAUGGCGAGAAGCGAUGGCUUUGUAUCAAAGAUCUGCACGACAUGUAAAAGAUGCGUUAGAAUAUGGUAAAGCACUUCCAAAAUCAUUGAGAAAUACUCUAGAGAAAUUGGAGGCUUCUAUAGAAGGUGCUAAGUAUGCGGCACAUGCGCACAGCGUUUUAGAGGAAGGACAAGAAGAGGAAUCUGGAGUAAAUAAAUAUACAAAAUCGAAGAAACCUCUGUAUGAACGUCUACACGAGUACAGAGAGGAUUCUGCACUUCUUACCAAGCAACCUAACGUUUUUAAAUUACCACCAUCUAUGCAGCCUAUUCCUUGCAAACCACUGUUUUUCGAUUUAGCUUUCAAUAUGGUCGAAUUUCCAGAUUUGAGCGAAAAACUCGGUGAUCAAGCUAAGAAAACUGGUCAAGCUGGUCUUACAGGAUUUGUUAAAGGUCUUUGGGGUUGGGGAAAUAAAUAAAACGAGGACAUUGUAACUAUAAUACAUUUGACUUCAAAUAUUACCGCACCCAGUGCGAUAAUGUAUUUUUACCGGUAUUCAAUCACUUCGGUGAGAAUCAAGUUUUCACUUAUAACAACAGCAAUAUGAAUAACAGAAAUAAAAAACAUAUUAUUAAUAUA